CAGCCCAAUUUCAUUCAAGCUAUUUCUUUCAAAAUAUCAUAAACCCAAUUAGCUUUCGUCAAAUCAAAUUCCUACUGCAACAAUGUCUGGUCGCGGAAAGGGAGGAAAGGGGCUGGGAAAGGGAGGAGCAAAGCGUCACCGGAAAGUUCUCCGGGAUAAUAUUCAGGGUAUCACCAAACCUGCCAUCAGGAGGCUCGCUAGAAGAGGUGGAGUCAAGAGAAUCAGCGGUCUCAUUUAUGAAGAGACACGUGGCGUUCUGAAGAUAUUUUUGGAGAAUGUGAUUCGUGACGCUGUUACCUACACGGAGCACGCUCGCCGGAAAACAGUGACGGCGAUGGAUGUUGUCUAUGCUCUGAAGAGGCAAGGAAGGACUUUGUACGGUUUUGGGGGUUAAUUGAUUUCUGCCAACAAUUUGUAAUGAAUUGUGUUAUCUUUGAACUAUUUGGUCUUGAUAUGUGAAUCAUCAAAAGUCGAAACGAUUGCGGUGGAAUGAAAGUUAGUUGUUCACAUG
Messenger RNA from Helianthus annuus (common sunflower), 511 nucleotides. Its product is annotated as histone H4. Gene Ontology annotation, biological process: nucleosome assembly. Gene Ontology annotation, cellular component: nucleosome. Lineage: Eukaryota; Viridiplantae; Streptophyta; Magnoliopsida; Asterales; Asteraceae. Gene Ontology annotation, molecular function: structural constituent of chromatin; protein heterodimerization activity; DNA binding. The transcript has a single exon. The coding region runs from base 83 to 394 and encodes 103 amino acids. The record is from RefSeq and is a predicted model, not a curated record.